GCGGAGGCCGGAGGAUCGGGCGGCGGCGGCGGCGGCGGCUGAGAGGGCGGCGGCGGGAGCGGAGCGGGACGAGGGAGCAAGAGGAAGCGAGCGAGGAGCGAGCGGAGUGCGCCUAGCCCCGCCCGCCCUUCAGCCCGCCUGAGCAGCUGGAGCAGCUCGGGCCCUCAGCCGCCGCCGCCGCCCGCCUGCCCGCCCGCCGGACAAAGCCCGAGAGUCCGCGCCCAGAGCCAUGUCCUCGUCCGCCGGCAGCGGCCACCAGCCCAGCCAGAGCCGCGCCAUCCCCACCCGCACCGUGCCCAUCAGCGACGCCGCGCAGCUACCUCAUGACUAUUGCACCACGCCCGGGGGGACGCUCUUCUCCACCACACCGGGAGGAACUCGAAUCAUUUAUGAUCGAAAGUUUUUGUUGGAUCGUCGCAACUCUCCCAUGGCUCAGACCCCGCCCUGCCAUCUGCCCAAUAUCCCAGGAGUCACCAGCCCUGGCACCUUAAUUGAAGACUCCAAAGUAGAAGUAAACAAUUUGAACAACUUGAACAAUCAUGACAGGAAGCAUGCAGUUGGGGAUGAUGCUCAGUUUGAGAUGGACAUCUGAUUGUCCUUCGAGGAUCAGAAGAAAAGCAGCAACACUGAUAUAUGUGUGUCCCUGAUUUGGCUGAUAGGAUCAUCGAUGCAAAGACAGAAGAGGCAGUACCAGCAAUCCCCGUUGCUGUCUCCUCCCUCUCCUCCUCCCCCUUGUGCCAAAGGAUGCAAAGAUGAGCUGCAUCUGACCAUUUCUUCUCCCUGUUUCCUGUUCCCCUUCCCAGUUAGACAGUUAGAUUGAAGACUCUUGACAUAUUUCUGUAGAACUAAGCAGCCCAUAGAGGAAAACAGUUAAACUCUGGUCCCCCCCACCCAUUUUUUUUUUUAAUCCCAAAUCCAUAUCAACCUACUAAUAACUCAUUGGCUGGGAAGUCUGGGGAAGUGAUACAGAGGUUUGAUGGGUUUGGCAUCAUUCCUGUUCUUACUGUCUCUCCUCACUGUCCUGCCCAGGUUUCAGUCUUGCAAGAGCCUAGGUGUGGGGGUCUUGAAAACCAUUGGAGGGAAAUGGUAAACAGGAAGAGAGCUGCUUUCCCUUUUACCUUGUGGUGUUUGUCCCUGGGGAUAGUACACACUUGGUACAACUCGAGUAGCAUUACCCUGGGGCACUGUUUUGAGGUCCACUUCCCCUGCUUCCUCUGGGAGGAACGUACUCUGUCUUUAGUGUGAUAGUUCAUCUUCCCAUUCCUUUACUUCACACAGUUGUGCAGACAUUUUUUAAUUCUGCGUCAGAAGGGAGUGCCCUGUCACCAGUUGUUCUCUGCUCCCCUUCUCCCAUCCCUCCCUGCUUACAUCUUGUUGCCUGUGGUCCUUUUGUUCCCUGAGCUAUCCAGGUGAUUUCUCCUGCUCCCGAGCAGAUCCCUUCCCCGGGACAGAAGCACUUUGGAUAAGGCCUGACAGUACACUCUGCGGGAUGAUGCCCGAGAACGACCUCGGCAGACGCUGAACCGUUUGAGUACCCUACCCAGGCUCAGUCGUCAUUGCUUCUCAGUCCAGUGAGCAUUGCGAUAUUUAUUGUCUCCGAUCUUUGAAUUUAAAGUUGACUUUGAGAGUGCUCUUAGCAAAGAACUACUCUUUUUUCCUUUGUGGACCUGCUUUCUUUGGCUGCUGAGAUAGAUAAGCAUGGGCUUAAAAAUAUGUGUUCCUUCCGUUUUCUUACCUUUCCCAUGGUACUCUGAAUUCCCCUGUCUUUCCCUUCCUCCUUCCUUUUUCUCUGCCAGGCCAUUUUUCAAAUGUACAUCCAGGAUACCUCACCUGUUGGUAUCUGAUAAGAUCUGUCACUCCUCUUAUCUGAGGAGUGACCUUUUAUUUUUAAGAUGAGUACAGACCUAUUUUUAGAUAAGUUUUCAGUACAAUUUUGAACAGCAACUUUUUAAUUGUACAUCUUCCGGUGUUAGGAAGGUGAGAACUGUUCCUUGGCGAGUCUGCUGCUCCAUGUCACUAGCCCUUGCCUCCCCCGGUCCCGUGUGAGCUUGUUCCUCUUGCUCUAGCGUUGGCUGUGCUCCUCUGGAGUUUGUAGUGGAUGGACUGUGAGACUGGGCCAUUCUGCCUUCCCUGGGUUGUCCAUGGUCGCCUCAUUCUCUCCCUUUACCCUCUGCUGCUUCGUUCCCCACCCCAUGGUCCUGACUGUUGACUGGCAUGGGAGUCCUGGGAGAGUGACUCCCCUCACGAAAGACAAGUAAAAUAGCCACUGGUGUCCUGGGAAUUUCUGAUUGGAUUUGGUGCUCCGAACCCUCUUUUUAAGAGAUCAGAUCCCAGGGUGAGAGUACCAGGCCAAUUCACUAAGACGGAAAGCUGUUUUUCUUUUGAACUCUUGAAAAGACCCUGUUUGUGCAAACAUUUUAGAAGAGAGGGAGGAUGUCUGAGGAACUUUGUUCUGUUUUCUGCUACAAAAUGUGAAUAGUUCAAAGAGUGAAACCUUUUGUGAUGGUUGAUGUCUCAGGAAUAAGCUGGAUCUCCAUGGUUUUGGAGAUGCUUUCAGUCUCAAGAAUUGAUGAUCAGAAAAAGAUUUCUUACGUGCUUUUUUAAUGUAUCUCUGUUCUGAUUUUUAUUAAACUCCAAAUUUCACUUUACUUACUCUUGAAGAACUUAAGGUGUGUUGGUAAUUUCCAUGACAAGCUUGCACAGGACUUCAUUGUCCCCUGGGAGCUUGAUUCUUUGGGAAUGAAGCUUGCUUUCUCCACAUCCUCUGGAACGUGACUCCACUACAGUGCGUAGUCAGUCUGUCAGUGAGCAGAGUGCGUGCCCUGCUGGGUCUUUACUGCUGCAUGUGAAAACUUGGCUCCCUCAUUGAAGAAUGGGUAAUUAAAACACCAGCUUGAGUAGUCUCACGACACCACGAUCCCCUUUUCGCUAUCUUGAGGAGUCCGCACGUGGCCUCCUAGUCAGAGGCUGUGUCUCCAGUAUGUCUUGGGAGCAUCAGCUGCAUAACAUAGCAGCUGCCCAUCCUGUACCCGUCUCUGUAAGGAUCUCCACAGUGCUUGGCGCAGCUCUUUCCUGGAGGCCACUAGAUUUACCUUGGCCUCCAUAAAUCGGCGUUUUAAAGAUAAUCUCACAAGGUAAUAGAUAAACUUUCAACAGAUGAAACCUUUGUGCCAUGCCUCAUAGACUCAUUUUUCAGGGCAAGUCAGAAUCCAGUAGGUGGUUUACUCCUGGGUGCGUUUGUAUGCUCAAUAGCUCAGUUAUGUCUGACUCUUUGUGACCCCACCAGACUCCGCUAUCCAUGGGAUUUCCUAGGCAAGAGUAUUGGAGUGGGUUGCCGUUUCCCACUCCAGGGGAUCUUCCCGACCCAGGGAUUGAACCCACAUCACUUGCGUCUCCUGCAUUAGCAGGUGAAUUCUUUACUACUGAGCCACCUGGGAAGCCUCCUGAGUAUUUGGAAGGAAUCAUUUAAGAGUUGAAGCCCUAAAUGAAUAAUCUAUCUGGGCCUUUUCCUGGAGAGGGAACACCCUUAGGGUAUCAUUUAAGUGAGAUGGUUCUUAAAAUCUUACUAAUUAUUUUUACUUUUCUCCUUAGGAGAAAACCAUGUUUCUGUACUUCUGGGGACAAUCCAUCUUAAUGAGAAAUGACCUCCUCCCUCCAAAUUCCAGCAGGAGAUGUGCAUUGUCAUGGUUCUACCUCCUUCAUAGUGUGGUGACUUGAGUUCACCACUCUCUCGUAUCCUGUGUAAAUAGCCACUGUGUUCUCUAAAGCACAGUGUAGAGAAGCCAGCUUCUACCUAUUAAGCUUCCAAGCCAAGAGUUUUAUCCUUUAUCUUUGUUAUCUAUUGCUAUUUAACAGGUUAUCCCCAAACUUAAAAUCUCUUUUAGAGCAGACAUUAUCUGUCAGUUUCUGUGGUUAGGACCUGGAAAGCAGCUUAGCAUGGUGAUAUUGGCACCAUAGGAAGUUGCAGUCAAGACUUCAACAGGGUCUACAGUCACUUGGGCCUUGAGAAUCCACUUCCAGGCUCUCUUUGUGAGCAAGAUGCCUCAGUUUCUCCCUGUGUGGGUCUCUUUAAGGCAGCACGAGUGUCCUCACAGCAUGGCAGUUGUCUUCCCCUGAGCACACAAUCCCAGAGUGGGCAAGGAGGAAUCUGCAGUGCCUUUUAUGUUAGUCUUUGAAUUCAAAUCAUUAUACCUUCCUAUCCUGUUCCUUAGAAGCAAGCCACUAAGCCCAGCUACACUCAGGGGAACUGGGGUUACACCCCACCUAGGGAAUGGAGCAGUGUCAGAGAAUUUGUGGAUAUACCUUAACACGACCCCUCCCCCAACAGAGGGUGAAACUCGGUCAGCAAGAAGGGCUAGGUUUAAACUAGAUGCUAUACUGAUGGUGGUGUUGCUGAGAAUAGUUCUCUAAGAUGUACAUCAACAAACAGAUGAAAAAUGGACUGUCCAUAACCACCUGCCAGUUUUCAGAGGGUUGGCAAGAAAUGGCAAUUUAUAGGGUCAUAUUUGUACAUUUUCCUGUUGUAUACUACCAGUGGCCCAAGGAUGCUUAAGUCCUUGACUUGAACCUCUAAAAGACAAUACUGCUUGCUCAUUUUCUCCUUUAGCCAGGAAUUGGCAAAGGGCAUUGGAUCCUUCUCGUUGAGCCACUCAGAUGGAUCAGUCGGGGUUGUCAAACAAAGGCAGCAAACGUGAAUUAGAAGGUGGGUUACUGGGCUGAAGAAUAGCUAACCAUUCAGAUUCAGAGUAACGUAGCUGAUAGUAUCCAGAAGCCAGGUCCCCACCAGCUGAUGCUUGGCACCUGCUCUCUCAAACCACGCUGACUAAAGCAGACUGGGGUCAGGUCUCCCACCCAAAAAGCCACCUCAGUAAAUGGGGGGACAUCUGGGAAUAAGAGAUAGCUGUCUGUGCUUGAUCUUUACAUCCAGUAAAAGUUAACUCUGCACACUUGCCUCACCCUGGGCUUCCUGAUGGAAACAGGUUCUUAGAACUAAUCGUGUCUUCACCCUUGAGAGAAGCUUCGAUGAAGCUUGUCAGUAUAGCACAUUUUUAGUGAAUGUCCUGUGUCCCUGGCACCGAUGCCAAGUUUUUGGGGAUUUCAGACAUCUUAAGGAUGCAAAUUCUUUAGAUUUACGCUCUGACAUUUCCCAGCAUUUUCUUAUCUAUAGCCCUGCUUGCUUUAGAGUAUACUUGAAUAAAAAGCAAUGCUGCUAAGGCAGCUAUUUAAAAAAAAGAAGAAAAGGUACUUCUAGAAUAAGGAACUUGUCUUUAAAGCACCUUCAAACGAAAUUUUUUUACUUCUGAUUUUAAGGUGGAGUCAAAAUAGAUGGUCUUUAUUUUUGCUGUCUGGGUUACCAGCUCUUUGCAUCUCUCAGACCUCAACUUCCCAGUUCAGACAUUUCCUGCUAGAUAUGUGGGCUUUACCCCAGAGGCUGUUGCUUAGCCAGUGCCUGCUUUGCAUCAAGGCACCUGGUGUAAGGUGCUCAUUGAAUUGGGAGCAAUAUUCCAGAAACAAUCCUUUUCUGUUACCUUGGAGACUUGAUGGGGUGUCAGUAUCCUGGCUGUUUGAAGCCAGGGCCCUCAGCCCCUUACAUUCCCCUGCAGACAGGAGACCCAGUCCUUGUCUUUCUGGGUCAGAACUUACUCUUCUUAGCAUGUCUCUGGACUAUAUGCACAUGGGCAGCUAUUUAUUAAUCUGCGAAACCCAAUCUCUUACCUAUACAUGGCAUCUAGGAGGGGUUAGUGUCUGUUUUAAAGAAGCAGUGUUUACUUGGGAGGGCAGUUUCUGUCUGGACUUCACAGGGGGCAUAGUUACAAUACAGUGGCACCCCUACCAUCACCAACUUCUUUACCUCCCAGCUUUAAAUAAAAGAUGACAUCAGAUCUUGAGGCACCUGGGUCACAAUUAUUUAGAAUGCUUACACCCCGGGCACAUUUCUUGUUUUAGUUAUGUGUUCCCUGUUGAGAAUUGGAGUUUCCCUGAGCCUAGCUCAUGACAUUUCUGAUUGCAGUCUAAGGAAUGAUACAGUCAGUACAUGUCACCUUUUCCACCCUGUGGAAUUGACAUUUCUUUCUCUGGAUGGGCCUGGAAGUUGAUACCUUUUGGCAAAGCUUAGAUUUAGGAGAAGUCUUUCAAGUCCCUUUUCAGAUGAUGUGUGGUCUCUCUGCUUCUGCAGCCUGCAGCCCUGGCAGACCAUACUGCCUGGAUCCUGAAUGGAAAAUAGUACUGAGAUGAAACACAUUCUUGGGGUAUUUAAACUUUCACUCUGCCACCUUUCAACGAGUGGGAGGCUGGCAGGGAGAUGCUGCAAUGCUUGAAAUUUGGCCACAUUGAAAUUUCCAAAGGGAGCUCUUGCUGGUGCUUAAAACCAAAAUUUCUGGACAUCUGAGAUUGCGUGAAUCUAGCGGAGUUUCUCUUCUUGCCCGCAGUGUACCCUCUUCCUCUCCCAUCUUAAUCUUUAAAAAAAAAAACCAAGCCCAGGCCAAGGGUCAUUUUUACUUGAAACCAGGAGAGACGGGGAGGAACAGUAGCGCUGAGGGGUGAGCUGUGUGGUGAGGCGUCCUGCUCCUGGUGUCUGCCUCAGUCCCUGAAGACUGCGAGCCAGUGCCUUUCCUUCACCUGGAGACGGAACCCAUCUCUUCUCACCUGGGUGAGGAGACCCUCUGCUGCCCAGGGGUAAACCUUAAAGAGGGUGUCUUAGAGAGCCCAGAGGACACCCACAUGUUCGGGUGUCCAUUUUAAGCAUCUUUGAAAUACUUUCUAUAUUAAAGUGAAAUGCCCUUCCCUGUCUUUGUGCACCAGUGGCCCAGCUCCAUCCAUUCUGAGUGGAAGAGUGGAGACUGCCAGUGCUUUCCUUGGUCUUCCCUUCGUCCCCCUCGAUGUGGGUGUCCCUCCCCCGCCCAUCUCGCUGUCGUGGAUGGCGAGCAGAGGGCGCCGUGUGGUCCCGAGGCAGCCCUGUGUGACUCCACGGUCAGGUGUUUCUGACUUUCCCAACUGUCCUUACAAACCAGCAAGUGUUUGGAAAUUACGGAAAAAAAUUAAAUUUUCACCAACGGUUGCUGUUACAGUUGAAUCAAUAAAGAUCUUGAGUAUCAA
Dama dama (fallow deer) is the source of this 7095-nucleotide messenger RNA. RefSeq names its product eukaryotic translation initiation factor 4E binding protein 2 (gene EIF4EBP2). Gene Ontology annotation, molecular function: eukaryotic initiation factor 4E binding. The transcript is spliced from 3 exons. Bases 230 to 592 code for a protein of 120 amino acids. Gene Ontology annotation, cellular component: cytoplasm. Gene Ontology annotation, biological process: negative regulation of translational initiation. The record is from RefSeq and is a predicted model, not a curated record. Lineage: Eukaryota; Metazoa; Chordata; Mammalia; Artiodactyla; Cervidae.